Hippocampus zosterae (dwarf seahorse) is the source of this 5754-nucleotide messenger RNA. RefSeq names its product phosphodiesterase 1C, calmodulin-dependent b (gene pde1cb). Bases 16 to 2250 code for a protein of 744 amino acids. The transcript is spliced from 19 exons. NCBI's taxonomy places the organism in Eukaryota, Metazoa, Chordata, Actinopteri, Syngnathiformes, Syngnathidae. Gene Ontology annotation, molecular function: 3',5'-cyclic-nucleotide phosphodiesterase activity. Gene Ontology annotation, biological process: signal transduction. The record is from RefSeq and is a predicted model, not a curated record.
CCUCCCUCCCCGGCGAUGGGCUCCGUGACUUCCGCCCUGACGAGGACACGCCACGCGCUGGUCAAAGUGGGCUCGGAGCCGGAGAGUCACGACCCGGAGAGGAGCCACUCGGCGCCUGAGUCUGCCAGGAAAAGGAGUCACAAGUCGCACAGCCAAGUCGCUCGGAACACUUCCCGGCAGUUGCUCGCGGAGGUCCUGAGCCGGCAGGACUCGGACGGAGCCAAGAAGUCAGCCGAGGUCCACCCGAACAAAUCGAGCGUGGCAAACGAAGAUGGAGAAAGCUCGAGUCGACCGCAGGCCAGUUUUGCACGCUCCAAGUCUCAAAGUGCUUUAUGGAACGCCAUCACAGCAGGAAUGGGCAUCAAAGAGCAAAAGCCCCCCAAGAAUGACCCCCGGACUCCUGAGGAGAUUCUGGCAGAUGAGCUCCCCCUGACGGACGAGGCGGACGCCACUGAGAAGACUGCAAUCAGGCGCAAGUACAAGAAGACGUCCCAGAGAUUAAGAUGUCUGGUCAAACAGCUGGAGAGAGGGGAGGCUUCCCUCACCGACCUCAAGAAGAACCUCGAGUAUGCGGCGUCCGUGCUGGAGUCGGUCUACAUCGAGGAGACGAGGCGUUUGGUGGACACGGAGGAUGAGCUCAGCGACAUCCAGUCCGAGUCGGUACCGUCGGAGGUGCGUGACUGGCUGGCCUCCACCUUCACGCGACAGAUGGGCUUGAUGCUGCGACGUAAUGAGGAGAAACCUCGUUUCCGAAGCAUCGUCCAUGCCGUCCAGGCGGGAAUAUUUGUGGAGAGAAUGUACCGACGCACCUCCAAUUUGGUGGGACUCAGCUACCCGCCUUCCGUUAUAUCUGUGCUGAAGAAUGUUGACAAAUGGUCAUUUGACGUGUUCGCUCUGAACGAAGCCAGUGGCGAUCACGCACUUAAAUUCAUUUUCUACGAGUUGCUCACCAGAUACGACCUCAUCAGCCGUUUCAAGAUCCCAAUUUCUGCAGUUGUGUCAUUUGUUGAGGCCUUGGAAGUCGGAUACAACAAGCAUAAAAACCCCUACCACAACUUGAUACAUGCUGCCGACGUUACACAGACUGUUCAUUACUUAUUACUCAAGACCGGCAUGGUGCAUUGGUUAACUGAGUUGGAGAUCUUUGCCAUGAUCUUCGCAGCGGCCGUGCACGACUACGAGCACACGGGGACUACAAACAACUUCCACAUUCAGACGAGGUCCGACACGGCAAUUCUGUACAACGACCGCUCAGUGUUGGAGAGCCACCACGUGAGCGCGGCCUACCGCCUGCUGCAGGAAGACGAUGAGAUGAACAUCCUGUACAACCUCUCCAAGGAUGACUGGAGAGAGCUGCGCGCUCUGGUCGUGGAGAUGGUCCUGGCUACCGACAUGUCAUGUCACUUCCAGCAGGUGAAGGCUAUGAAGAACUUCCUGCAACAGCCCGAGGGCAUCGAUAAGCCGAAAGCCCUGUCCUUACUGCUGCACACUGCCGACAUCAGCCACCCAGCCAAAAGUUGGGACCUGCACCACCGUUGGACCACCUCUCUGCUGGAGGAGUUCUUCAGACAGGGGGACAAAGAAGCCGAGCUCGGCCUUUCCUUCUCGCCGCUCUGCGACCGAAAGUCAACAAUGGUGGCACAGUCCCAGAUCGGUUUCAUCGACUUCAUCGUGGUGCCCACCUUCACCGUCCUGAGCGACAUGAUGGAGCGCAUCGUCACGCCGCUCAUCGACGAGGCCUCGCACUCGGGCCUUGCGGGCUUCCGGCGCUCCAGUCUGAACAGUAUUAGCUCGGAGGAGGCCAAGAGACACUGCGUGAAGAGCAUGGCCUCCGACAGCUGCUCGUCAGGCCACAGCCCCCUGCUGGCCGUGGACAUGAAAAAUUUCAAGGCGCUAUGGAACGAGGAGGUCCACCAGAACAGGGAGCGCUGGAAAGCGCAUGCCACCAAAGAGGCGGAGGAGCGAGCCAAAAGGGAGGCGGAGGAGCGAGCCCAGCAGGAAGACGCCAUGGAGCCUCAGGAAGACGACGCCGACUCGACCGAGCCCAAAGACAGCCAACAGGAAGCGGAAGACCAGGAGGCAGAGUCAAAGCCUUACGCUGAUGAUGCGGCCCCGCCGCCGCCUGGGAGCGUCGCACAUAUGAGUCCCUCGCUGCAGAACGGAGAGUUGCUCGAAGGCGCAGACUCUCCGGGAAGUGGAGAGACCAAAAACAUGGCGAUCGAUGACACAGCCGAGGUGUCUAUGGAAUGAGGGGGGGGCGGGGCUUGGAACGCCAGAGAGGGAGGAAUCCAAUCAGUCGGACUUUGUCGCCCCCUGCUGGAAUCUAACAAACUGACUGACAUCUUUACUUUAAGCGUUUUCCUUUUGACUUUUUCUUUCGACUGUACAUAUUCCACCACGCUCCUGGUUUUGUCCCCUCUUAAGUUGGAUAGCAAAACAGCUUUUCAUUUCUAGUUCUCUAUUGUUUCAGGCUCUGUGAAAUGUAUAUUCAAUCUGCAAUGGGGGAGAAAUGUUUUCAUUGAAAUGGCUCUUAUUGCUAAUACAACCCAUCAUGUAAAACGUUUUUUGUUUUUGUUUUUAAAACAAUGUGGCUCACGUUUUUUAGCGUUUUUUCUUCUUCUCGAUGCCUUCUCGUGUUUUGAGCCGUUGCAAAGCGUCUCCUUUAGCUGUCCUGCCCCCCACCCCCACCCCGAUCUGUGACUAUAGGAUGCAAAUAUUGCUGAUUGUGCAUAUGUAAAAUAACGAAACCUGCGCUUUAGCUCUUACUGUACAUGUAUACUUGCAGUUAAGCACCAGACAAAUGGUAGUAUUUGCAUUCCCUCAUUAAAAUACAAUAGUGCACUUGUGCAAUAUUAUUUGGGUAAUAGUGCCAAGAUGUUGGCAUGUAAUGUGCUUCUUAAAAAAAUAGAUACAAAAAGGGAGAAAUCUAGAAUAAAAAAAGAAACAUCUAGUAAUGAGCAAGAACUUUAUGGAUUAUAUUCUUUUUUUAAAACCUUUUUAACCUCUUCUGUUCGACAUGUAUUUAUUUUUUUUAAUAAUAGGGCAACGUCACGUGCUGUGAAAAGUUACUUUUCUCUCAAUCUGCCUGUGUGCCUCUUACUGUACAUGUUACUGCACCUGUAGGAACCAGAUGUCAUUGUUCCUGCAACCUGUUAAUGUUUUGUGUGUGCUUUUUGUGCUGGAACAGUUCUCGUCCUCUUUGCCUUCAUUUCCAUUGGCCAGUGGUUUGGACUUUUAUUUUCAUUUAUUUAGUGGCUCGUCUAUUUUUAUUUGCAAAAUGUAUUGUUUUCCUCUUUCCUAUUUUAUGAAAACUUUUUUUCCACAUUAAAAAAAAAGUAUUAUUUUUUUCAUAUUUAAAAAGUCAUUUCACUUUGUUACAUUUAUUGUAAGUGUUUUCUGGGGGGAGGGGGGUUCACAUUUUCCAAAUUGUUUAUUCAACAAUAAUAAUGUCGUGGUUUGCUUUGUGAAUUGAUGUAUUUGUUCUUUUUCCUUUUUUGUUCAAUAUAUUUAUGAAUGUAAAGGCUCCAGACUGCUCUGAAACUUUGACAUGGUGCCCCUAAAAUUUGAAGUUCAUUUUUCAUCUACUCACAAAUGUACAACCAGUGCAUUUGCGUGUUUUCAUUUAUUUUUUUUGGGAAUGACAAACUUUUGCUCCAUACUUUUGCCCCUUUAUCGGUAAUAUAGUGAAAAUGAAUGGAAAGGUGUAUAUUUACUUGGCAACAACAAUGUGUGUCCCUAAAUUUUCCACUUGCACCCAUAAAACGUCAAGUUUCGGCGCUAUUGUGUUCCAGGUUUAAAUAAUAAGAAUAAUAAUUAUUAUUAUAAUUUUUAAAAAACGGGUAGUCUGGAGCUCUGAUUACAAAUGAUUAGUAGUUUUAUAUAAUUGGUUGUUUUAUAAGUCUAUCCCCAUUUUUCUAUGAUUUUCCUUUUUUUAUCCCAUAUUCAGUUAAUUUAAUUUAUUCAAUAUUAGAAUGAAAGGUCACUAUUUUCCGUGUUUAAUUUUUUUUUUUGCUUUUUACAAUUAUUCAUUUCAUUCAUUUCUUAAAAUGUGUUCCUUUUUCUCCUCCCCCCAAUUUUUUUCUGAUGUUUAUGCUUUUUUUUAAUACCACAUUCAGUUAAUUUUUAAUUUUGUCCAGUCACUUUCCCAUUUUAUUAUUGUUUUGCCUUGUUGUAUCUGUUUAUUGAUAUAUGUUUCACUUUUUUUACACAAUCAUCCAAUUUCCCCCAUGUUUCACCUUUUUUUUCUCUUUUGUCACAUUUUCUUCCACAUUUUGUCCAAGAUAUAUUCCCCUAUAUUUUUUCAUUCUCUUAAAACACGUGGGGGAAUUUUUUUUGUCAUGUUCCCGUGACCUGUUUGGAAACUUUCUCGUGCUGUAACAAUGUCUUUUUUCAUUUCUUUUUUUUAUUUUAGUUUUUGUAGCUUUUGCGUGAGUGUGUUGUAUCAUUUCCUCCAUGUGUUUAGAACAAACGCUUGUGGCAUCGUCAGGUAGCCUGUUUGCUGCUUUUACAUGCUCUUGCUGUAUGGCAUAUUUAGCAGGCGUCGUCAGCGUCCUAGUCGGAUUUCUUCUCCACGUGGUGUUUUUGUAACAAUUUGUCCCCCACCUCCGCCCCUUAGACGACUGAUAUCAAACAUCUCGAGGUCAGAUGGAUGUAAAAAAAAAAGGGGGGCGCGAGGUUUAAAAAGAAAAAAGAAAACAAACACAACAAUGCCGGAAAAUACUUAAUGUGUAUUUCUGAUCUCCUCACUGUGACCUGCUCUGAUUGCAACUGCGUGUGAAUGAGUGUGUGCAUUGGGGCGUGCUUGCCUUUAGAGAGAUAUGGUGGACUGUUGAACUUUUCAGAUAUUUCUAACCUUUCUAAGGCCAAAUAGGGAUAUUUUGUGCCAUUCCUUUGGUUUUUUUUUUUAUUAUUUGCAAAUCAUAUUCAUUGUUAAAUACAGGUUGGAUAUUCAUUUGCAACAUCAUUGUCAAUGGCAACAUAACAUUAAACAUGCAACGGUGCCGAAGAGUGCCCCGGUUUAUAAGCUUUUCGAAACAAGCUGUCACUUAGACAAUUGUUUUUCUUUGACGUGCGAGCGUAAUCUUGAAAUGCGAGUACUGUAUGUUAUGGUGGCAGGGAACACUCCAAUUGAACUUAAAACAAAGAAAAAUCCACUUUGUGCAUUUUAAGUAGCCACUUUGCUCUCACAAGGUCUUAACAAUGCUAACAUCCUGUCAUGCGAAUUGCCAUUAACGGGCUCGCGUCGAUAUUUGCAGAUGGCUAAUCUAAUCAGACUCGAGGCACAUAUAUUUUUUUCUCUCUGAAAAAUGACGAUGGAUCUGAGGAGUUGUGAAACGAUUUUGUCUUUAUUUGUGUUUGUAUGAUUGUAUCCAAAGUCGUGGCAAACAAAUCACUUGGUAUCUUGGAGAUUCGUGCCACUCGUAUCUCGAGGCACCACUGUUUCAAUUUACAUUACAUGCGACAGAGAAAAAAAAUGUAAUGCAACGUCUAACUAUUUUUUGAAGUUGUAGUAUCCAGGGCUUCUCGAGGCGGAAACUAUUUAUGGCAGUGAUGUUGGAUUGUUUAUUGAUUUCAAAAUCACAAGAUGGAUGGCAAACAGUCCACCAAAUCCUCGAUGGAAUGACCGAGAGUGUGUGUGUGUGACAAUGUAUGCGUGCAGGUGUGCGUGUGUCACUGUUUCACCGCGGCCGCGUGUGUGUGCGCCACCAUGCUAUGUGACUGCACAGCUGUAUCAAUAAAGUGGACUCAAAGGGC